This is a messenger RNA of Penicillium mononematosum, 1686 nucleotides long. RefSeq names its product putative cell wall glucanase (Scw11) (gene btgE). The record is from RefSeq and is a predicted model, not a curated record. Gene Ontology annotation, molecular function: 1,3-beta-glucanosyltransferase activity; glucan endo-1,3-beta-D-glucosidase activity. Gene Ontology annotation, cellular component: cell surface; extracellular region; fungal-type cell wall. Gene Ontology annotation, biological process: cell wall organization. The transcript is spliced from 2 exons. The coding region runs from base 1 to 1686 and encodes 561 amino acids. Lineage: Eukaryota; Fungi; Ascomycota; Eurotiomycetes; Eurotiales; Aspergillaceae.
AUGAAGGGAUCUAUUUUCGCCGCCGCCGCCUUGGUCGGCUCUGCCAUGGCCGACGGUGUUCACCGUCGCCAUGACGCUUUCCACCAGCGUCGCGAGGCCUCAUCCAGCGUCUGGUCCUCCUCCGUCACCGCUGCCCCUGAGGAGACCUGCGGUUGCACCACCAAGGUCAUCACCUACUACGGCGACGCUACCCUGGUCCCCGUCGAGACUUCCACCAGCACUCUCACCAGCACCGUGCACUCGACCAGCACCAGCACUUUGACCGUGACUGUCUCGGCCUCUUCUUCCUCGGCCCCGGUUCCCUCUAGCACCGCCGUUGCUAGCACUCCCGCCGUGGAGCUGCCCACUCCCGGUGUUAGCACUUUCUCCACCACCGGUGUCUACACCAUCCCGGCCACCACCAUCACCGUCCACGACACCACCACUGUCUGCGGUGCCACCUCCACUGACGUCCCCAGCGGCACCCACACCUACGGUGGUGUUACCACCGUCGUCGAGACUGCCACCACUGUCACCUGCCCCUACGCCACCGUCAAGCCCUCCGGCAGCACCGUGACCAGUGUCAUUGAGACCACCACCUACGUCUGCCCCACUGCUGGUACCUACACUGUUGUGCCUCCUACCACCACCUCUGUGCCCACCAGCACCGUUCUGGUCUACCCCACCCCUCACACCAUUGUCCCCGGUACCUACACCCAGGAUGAGUCCGUCGUCACUGUGACCCGCACUGACUACACCUACAUCUGCCCUGCUCCCACCGACGCCCUGGCCUCGACCACUGCCCCCGCUGUCCCCACCACCGUGGCUGCCACCACCACUGCCGCUCCCGUUGUCAGCACCUCCAGCGCCAGCUCCACCACCUCCGCCGUCAGCGAGCCCAGCAACGUUCCCACCGUCCUCGGUGAGGGUCAGUACGGUAUGACUUACUCUCCCUACACCGCCGGUGGUGAGUGCAAGACCAAGCAGGAGGUUCUCAAGGACCUCAAGGUUAUCAAGGGCAAGGGCUUCAACCUGAUCCGUGUCUACUCCACUGACUGCAGCGGUCUCGAGUUCAUCGGUGACGCCUGCAAGGAGCUCAGCCUCAGCAUCAUCAUGGGUGUCUACAUCGACGGCUCCGGCAUCACCGGUGCCCAGGAGCAGGUCACCGAGAUCUCCAAGUGGGCUGAGUGGGACAUGGUCAAGCUGAUCGUUGUCGGUAACGAGGCCAUCCAGUCCGGCUACAUCGACGCCGCUACCCUCACCACCUUCAUCCAGUCUGCCUCCUCGAGCUUCAAGGCUGCCGGCUACUCCGGUCUGAUCACCACCACCGAGCCCAUCAACGUCUGGCAGCAGUACGGCGCUAGCACUCUGUGCAGCGCCGUCGACGUCGUCGGUGCCAACAUCCACCCCUUCUUCAACGCCGAUGUCACCGCCGAGAAGGCCGGAGAGUUCACCAAGGGCGAGUUCGAGGUCCUCGAGAAGAUCUGUGGCGGCAAGGACGUCAUCAACCUCGAGACUGGCUGGCCCAACGCCGGUAGCGCCAACGGUGCCGCUGUCCCCGGUACCGCUGAGCAGGCCACCGCCAUCAAGUCCAUCGCCGCCGCGGUUGGCUCCAAGUCCAUCUUCUUCUCCUACUCCGACGACACCUGGAAGAACCCUGGUGAGUUCAACGUCGAGCAGCACUGGGGCUGUGCUGGUGUCUUCUAA